Messenger RNA from Eruca vesicaria subsp. sativa (arugula), 213 nucleotides. The record is from the annotation of a GenBank genome assembly. Lineage: Eukaryota; Viridiplantae; Streptophyta; Magnoliopsida; Brassicales; Brassicaceae.
AUGCAGUGUAAACAUCGAAAGCAACCUCCACAAGUGGCCAAUGGCAGAGGCAAAUGUACCUCAGAAGCUACACUUUCACUAGAAAAGAAAAUGAAGACGAAGGUGGUCGAGGUGGCGGUAACACCGGUGACCAGUCGAACAGAGGAGGGAAAAAGAAGUCUGCAGAGACAACGAGAAAGGUAUGAGGAAAAAGAGCAAAGCAACGCCAUGUAG